AUGGACGGCACCGGCGGCGAGGGAACGGUGAGGCUCGGGGCUCUCAACUUGAGGGAGCGCAGCGGCCUGGACUCUGAUGUGUCGGUUUCGUCGCCGGUCACCAGGCAGAAAGCUGCCGCCGCCAAGCAGUUCAUCGAGAAUCACUACAAGAACUACUUGCAAGGAUUGCAGGAUCGCAAAGAGAGACGGCGGACGCUCCAGCGCAGAGCACAAGAGGCUCAUGUAUCAAGUGAGGAGCAGGAGGAACUGAUGAGGAGCCUGGAGAGGAGAGAAACUGAGUUCAUGAGGAUGCAAAGACGCAAAGUUGGGAUCGAUGAUUUCGAACAAUUAACUGUCAUUGGUAAAGGUGCAUUCGGAGAGGUCAGGUUAUGCAAGGCCAAAGGCACUGGGGAGAUUUUUGCCAUGAAGAAACUGAAGAAAUCGGAAAUGCUUAGCCGUGGGCAGGUUGAGCAUGUUCGAUCAGAGAGAAAUCUACUAGCCGAGGUGGACAGUCGGUGCAUUGUAAAGCUGUUCUAUUCUUUUCAAGACUCAGAGUUCUUGUACCUAAUAAUGGAAUAUUUACCUGGUGGAGACAUCAUGACAUUACUGAUGAGAGAAGAUAUUCUUUCCGAGGAUGUUGCUCGUUUUUACAUAGCAGAAAGCAUCCUAGCGAUACACUCAAUUCAUCAACACAAUUACGUUCACAGGGACAUAAAACCAGAUAACCUUAUACUGGACAAAAAUGGCCAUUUGAAGCUUUCAGACUUUGGUCUGUGUAAGCCCCUUGAUGAUAAAUAUUCAACUUUGUUGGCAAAUGAAGAUAUUGUGAACCAGGAUGCCACGACUGACAGCGGAGGCAGUGACAGGCCACCUUGGAUGAUGCCCAAGGAGCAAUUGCAACAAUGGAAGCGCAAUCGCCGUGCCCUUGCUUAUUCAACUGUUGGAACUCUUGAUUACAUGGCUCCUGAAGUGCUCUUGAAGAAGGGAUAUGGAAUGGAAUGUGAUUGGUGGUCCCUUGGUGCAAUUAUGUAUGAGAUGCUUGUUGGAUACCCACCCUUCUGUUCUGAUGAUCCCAGGAUCACUUGCCGCAAGAUAAUAAACUGGAAGACAUGUAUGAAUUUCCCCGAGGAGCCCAAGUUAUCCAAUGAGGCCAAAGACCUGAUUCGCCAUCUGCUUUGUGAUGUUGAUACAAGGCUGGGCACCAGAGGAGUGGAAGAAUUGAAGGCACAUCCAUGGUUCAGAUCCGUUCAGUGGGAUAAGCUGUAUGAAAUGGAGGCUGCAUAUCAGCCUACAGUGAAUGGAGAGUUGGACACGCAGAAUUUUGAGAAGUUUCCUGAAUUGGAUGGUGCACCAUCAGCAAUACCAAGUGUGGGACCCUGGAGAAAGAUGUUGGCUUCGAAAGAUACCAACUUCAUCGGAUUCACUUACAAGAAAUCAGAUGUCCUCAAAUCGUUGGAAAGCUCAGGUACAGACAUGAAAUCAAAUGGAAGCUCCCCAUCGUUGAUUUCCUUGUUAGGUCAAAUGGACUUGCAAGACACUGUGAUACCGGAAGUUGAUGACAGGGCAGAAUCCUGA
Messenger RNA from Linum trigynum, 1554 nucleotides. The record is from the annotation of a GenBank genome assembly. NCBI's taxonomy places the organism in Eukaryota, Viridiplantae, Streptophyta, Magnoliopsida, Malpighiales, Linaceae.